Molecule: messenger RNA, 1935 nt
Organism: Hyphopichia burtonii NRRL Y-1933
Lineage: Eukaryota; Fungi; Ascomycota; Pichiomycetes; Serinales; Debaryomycetaceae
Exons: 1
Coding region: 54-1868 (604 amino acids)
Biological process (GO): transmembrane transport
Molecular function (GO): transmembrane transporter activity
Source: RefSeq, a predicted model, not a curated record
AUUUAGUUGUUUAUUUCCAAAGUCAAAGAUAUUGCUUCAUAUUCGUAUCAAAAAUGUCUUCAGAUUAUGGUAAGAUGACGUUCCGAGAACAGAUGCGAGGAUUUCCUCUUUUUCAAAUGUUCAUCAUUAGCUUAAUACGUUUUACAGAACCUAUUGCAUUUACUUCUUUCUUUCCUUAUGUGUACUUUAUGCUUAUCGGAUUCGGUGUACCCGAGAACGAAACAUGGAGAUAUUCAAGUUAUUACGCAGCUUCAUUUGCGUUCUUCCAAUUCCUUUUUUCUAUAAGUUGGUGCAAAGCUUCAGAUAAAUUUGGUAGAAAACCUACAUUACUCGUGAGUUUACUCGGUAGUGCCUUAUCAAUGCUAGUAUUUGGAUUUGCUAAAAGUUACUUUGUUGGGUUAAUAGCUAGAAGUAUGAUGGGUGGGUUCACUGUGAUUGCUAUUAUUCGUACAAUUAUUGGGGAAAUAGCUACUGAGAAGCGUCAUCAAUCUAUAGCCUAUCUGACGCUUCCUGCUUUUUGGAAUAUAGGUGUAGUUUUAGCUCCUUUGAUUGGUUCCAGUAAAUAUUUAGUUCGUGUUCCUGCUGAUAUCGCUAACCCUAAUAAUUUCUUAUCCAAAAUAAUCACAGUUAGACCCAUCUCAGUAAGUACGGCUGAGGGAUUUUAUGAUUCAUUUAUGGAUAAAUAUCCAUAUGCAUUAUCAAACAUUGUCAUUGCUGCUUAUAUUAUUUUAAAUAUCUUUAUUGGAUUCUUAUUUUUAGAAGAAACCCAUCCUGAUUUCAAGGGAAGAAGGGAUUAUGGUCUUGAACUUGGUGAUUUAAUCAGAACUGGUUUGGGUUAUGAAGUUCCAAUUAGACCUUGGAAAUCGGAAGGUUUGUCAAUAAUACAAUCAAAUGUAACCGAUAACAAUUCAUCUGUUCUUGAAAUUGAAUCCAUUGAUGAACGUACCCCAUUACAUCACUCUCACACUAGUCCAAGAGCUUUCUACAAUGAUCAAGAUGUUGAAGAUGAUGCUCUUUCUACCAGAAGUGAUGAUUCUGUUCAAUCUACUAACUUUCUCUCGAAACGUGCUUCCAAUGCUAUCGUUCGUAGAUACUCAGAAAUUCCUCAACUUCAUUUGACUAGAACUAAUACCCGUGACCCAGAUGCUGUUUCUAUUUUCACCUUUCAAGAAGGUGUUGAGGUUGGUGCAUUCACUAAGCCAGUAAUUCAAACAAUUACUGCUAAUUUCAUUCUUUCAUUUCAUAAUAUUAUAUAUUGGGAAUUCAUACCUGUAUUUUUGGCUGGGGAGUUUUUGAAGGAUGAAGUUCUGUUUCCUUUUACCAUUAGAGGCGGGUUUGGUUUUGACUCAGCUACCAUUGGUAAUUUGCUUUCUUAUACGGGAUUAAUAGGUACUUUGUCUAUAAUGAUACUUUUCCCAUUGAUUGAUCGUCAUAUGCGUGCUGUUGUAAGUUAUAGAUGUGGUCAAGCAGUCAUCCCAUUUGUGUAUUUGGCAUUACCUUUUAUGAUCUUUACGCUUCCUGAUUAUAACCCUAAAUUCAAACCUGGUCUCACAUUGAAUUUAUUAUAUUGCUUGUCUUCAUUGAGUACCGUUUGCUCAUCCAUAUGUUUUCCUCAAAUUUUCAUGUUGAUUCACCGUGCUUCCAUUCCCAAACAUAGGUCUUACAUUAAUGGGGCCUCGUUGAGUAUUACUUCAUUAGCAAGAUGUAUAGCUCCUCUUUUAUGGGGCUCUCUCAUGAGUAUUACAGAAAAGUAUUCAAUCAGUGAAGUUGCAUGGUUCUCAUUAGCCUUAUUAGCAUUCAGUGGCUUCAUUCAAUCCUUAUUUUUGAAGGAUUAUGACGAGGACUUGAAAGCAGAAGAUGAACCUUGAUGCAUUAAGAUAGACGAAUAUUUUCAUCUUCCAUCUUCAUUUAAUUUAUAAUUCUUUUAUUUACUUG